GCCCGGACUCCCGCCCAGCAGCAGAGCCGGUGAGGAGGGACCGCGGGGCGGUGGGCUGGGUGAGCGGGACUGCGGCCGGGUCCAGGCACUGACGCCACGGUGGUAGAAGCGGAGGAGGAGCGGAUUCAGCGGGAGAGCUCAGCGUGCUGUGCCCACAGUUUACUGUGUCUCACGAGUCCUGAUGCCGCUCAGCCUGCCGGGCCAACAGAGUGUUGUGACUGGAUGUUGCCCUGUCUGCAGUGCCCACAGAUCGCUGUGUGUAGGAAUUCUGGAUGUUGCUCAGCCUGCAGUGCCUACAGAGUACGGUGCCUAGGGUGUCUGGAUGGCUCAGCAUCCUGCACCAACCGAGUGCCGUGUCUAGGGAGGCUGGAUGUUGGUGGACAUAAGGGAUCCCAUGGCACAGUUUGCAAGAAGAGCAGCUGAAUUAUCAUCUGGUUUUCGCAGGGUACCAUCUCUGACAACAUGCCAGCAUGGAACUUGUCUGUUCACAUUUUGCACAGAGUGCUGCUGUGCCAGUGAAGUGCCAGGUCUCGUGUUCUUGCAGGUGGGUGUCGUGGGACUGUGAACCAAACCUUUUCCAUGAGGAGCGGACGAAGAUGCAGCUGCUGCCAGCCAUGCUGCUUCUGUUGCUAAUGUUCACCAGACGGAGCCGACAGCUGUUCUCCACACUGCGCAUGGCCUCAAUCCUGGAUGACCACACCACGUGUGGCCGAGGGGAACGCCUGGCCCUGGCUCUGGCCCGUGAGCAGAUCAACAGCAUCAUCGAGGUGCCCGCGCGGGCUCGCGUCGAGGUCGACAUCUUCGAGCUACAGCAAGACAGCCAGUACGAGACGACGGACAUGAAUCGUGAAUGCGUGGAAUGGCAACAAGCAGAGAGUGCUGCCCGUCCAGGCCAGGCUAAGUGUCAGGACUUGGGAUUCCUUCCACUAGAGGAGAGAAGGCACACUCAGAUUCCACAUAUUAAGGUGGGCCCAGAAGAGACGCCCAAGCUGCAGUACCUGAGGUUUGCCUCCAUCAGCCUCUACCCAAGCAACGAGGACAUCAGCCUGGCUGUCGGCAGCAUCCUGAAGUUCUCCAGCUGCCCCUCUACCAGUCUCGUCUGUGCCAAGGCUGAAUGCCUGCUGCGGUUGGAGGAGCUCGUUCGCCAGUUCCUCAUCUCCAAGGAUUCACUGUCGAUCCGAAUGCUGGACCACUCCAACGACCCCACGCCUCUCUUGAAGGAAAUCCGCGAUGACAAAAUCUCCACCAUCAUCAUUGAUGCCAACGCCUCCAUGUCAUACCUCAUCCUGAAGAAGGCAGCAGAAUUGAGAAUGACCUCAGCCUAUUACAAGUACAUCCUCACAACAAUGGACUUCCCGGUGUUACAACUGGGUGAGAUCGUGGACGAUCACGCCAACAUCAUCGGGUUCUCCAUGUUCAACCCCCGGCACCCCUUCUUCCUGGAGUUUAUCCGCAGCCUUAACAUGUCCUGGCGGGAAAACUGCGACUCAUCCCAAUUCCCGGGAGCUGCGCUCCCGUCAGCCCUGAUGUUUGACGCCGUGCACGUGGUGGUGAACGCCGUUCGGGAAUUGAACCGCAGCCAGGAGAUUGGCCUGCGGCCCCUCUCCUGCACCAGCUCCCAGAUCUGGCAGCACGGCACCAGCCUGAUGAACUACCUGCGCACAGUGGAGUACGACGGUCUAACUGGUCGGGUGGAGUUUAACAGUAAGGGCCAGCGGAUGAACUACACGUUGAGGAUCCUCGAACAGGGGAAGAACGGUCACAAACAGAUUGGCAGUUGGCACUCGAGCCGGGGACUUACCAUGGAUGCCACCUUCCUAGACAUCAACAUGUCUGAGACCCUCAUCAACAAAACACUGAUCGUCACCACCAUCCUGGAGAAUCCAUAUGUGAUGCGGAAGCAGAAUUUCCAGGAGCUGCAGGAGGAAGAGCGUUACGAGGGGUUCUGCGUGGACAUGCUGAAGGAGCUGGGAGACAUCCUCAAGUUCAACUUCCGCAUCAAGUUGGUGGAGGACGGUCUGUAUGGGGCACCAGAACCCAACGGCUCCUGGACAGGCAUGGUGGGAGAGCUGAUCCAGCGGAAAGCUGAUCUUGCUGUCGCUGCCUUCACCAUCACAGCCGAGAGGGAGAAGGUGAUCGAUUUCUCUAAACCCUUCAUGACGCUGGGGAUCAGCAUCCUGUACAGAAUGCACAUGGGUCGAAAACCGGGCUACUUCUCGUUCCUGGACCCCUUCUCCCCAGCCGUCUGGCUCUUCAUGCUGCUGGCCUACCUCGCUGUCAGCUGUGUGCUCUUCUUGGCUGCCAGGAUGAGCCCGUACGAGUGGUACAACCCUCACCCGUGCCUACGGGAGCGGAUGGACUUCCUGGAGAACCAGUACACUCUGGGCAACAGCCUCUGGUUUCCAGUGGGAGGCUUCAUGCAGCAGGGUUCAGAGAUCAUGCCCCGCGCCCUCUCUACCCGCUGUGUCAGCGGAGUCUGGUGGGCCUUCACCCUGAUUAUCAUCUCCUCAUACACUGCCAACCUGGCUGCAUUCCUGACCGUGCAGAGGAUGGAGGUCCCGAUUGAGUCCGCUGACGACCUCGCUGACCAGACCAACAUUGAAUAUGGGACCAUUCAGGGAGGCUCCACCAUGACAUUUUUCCAGAACUCUCGGUACCAGACGUACCAGCGGAUGUGGAACUACAUGCACUCGAAGCAGCCCAGCGUCUUUGUGAAGACCACUGAGGAGGGCAUCGCACGUGUCCUCAACUCCAAGUAUGCCUUCCUCCUCGAGUCCACCAUGAAUGAGUACCACCGGAAACGCAACUGUAACCUGACCCAGAUUGGGGGACUGCUCGACACCAAGGGCUAUGGCAUCGGCAUGCCACUGGGGUCGCCGUUCAGGGAUGAGAUCACCCUGGCCAUUCUCCAGCUGCAGGAGAAUAACCGGCUGGAGAUUCUGAAGAGGAAGUGGUGGGAGGGGGGCAAGUGUCCCAAGGAGGAGGACCACCGGGCCAAAGGUCUGGGAAUGGAGAACAUCGGUGGCAUCUUCGUGGUGCUGAUCUGCGGUUUGAUCAUUGCCGUCUUUGUGGCCGUCAUGGAGUUCGUGUGGACCACCCGCCGCUCUGCAGAGUCUGAGGAGGUGUCAGUGUGCCAGGAGAUGCUUAGUGAACUGCGACAGGCUGUGUCCUGUAAGAAGACGUCGCGGUCACGGCGGAGGCGCCGUCCGGCCCGGGUGGGGACCUCUGUGUCCCGGCAGAUACGGCUGGGCCGUGACCUGCGCCUCAGCAACGGCCGCCUCUACCCGGGGGGAGGAGGCCCUGAGGGGCGGCCGGGGGCAGGGGGCCAGCGGCUACUAGAAGAGGCCGUCCCCUUGCGGGGCUGCGCCCAUGUUCGUGUCUGCCAGGAGUGCCGGCGCAUCCAGGGGGCCCGUGGUGCCCGGCCCCCCCGCCUCCCUCCUCCUGUCCAGGAGCCAGCCCCUGCCCGGACUGGGGUCCCUGCUGAGCGCCAAGCCCAGGACUGAAGGACAGAAGGAACAGAGGGUGAGAUGAUGUCUGUCAGGGCCCCUACUACUGCUGACAGCCCCAGGAUCGUCCUCACCGCAGCUGGGGGUGGCCUGAUACAAUCCCACCAUUAACUUGAUCCUUGACUUAACCCUGAUCCUUGACCUUACUCUGACUCUUGACUCAUUGCUGACCCAACUCCCACUGUUGUCACGACACUUGACUCAACUUAAUCCAAUUGUCUUUCGACCCUUGACCUAACCAAGACCAUAGACCCAACUUUGACCAUUGACCCAAUUCACCCUUGACCUCCCUCCAACACUUGACCUUUCUCAGACUCCUGACCUGAUCCUUUGACCUUGCCUUGGUGCUUGACCUUGAAUUAACCUCAUCCCUCUAUCUUACCCCCAUGUCCUCGACAUCAUCUCUGACUUUUACUUAUCACCAAACCUUGACCUUCACCCAACCUUGACCUUCACCCAUCCUUUGACCCUGCCUUUUACUUUCACCCUAAACCUCCAAGCCUCCACAAAAUAACUGACCCUGAACCAUGACUCCACACCCCCCACCCAGCAGAAUCUUGGCCUCAGCCUGACACUGGACUGAUCCCUGACCUUUCAUCCCAACCCCUGAACCCUCAGCUUCAAUCCUUGGACGUUACCCUGCAUAUACCUCACAUCUACCAACAAAUUAACCUGAUGAUGACCUUGUGAGCCCAGAUGUCAAACCUCUGACUUUCAACCCUGGCCAAUCUACCAGCUUCAACUCAUCUCAACCAUUACCUCACCCAAAUCCCCUUCCCUCCAUCAACCAACAACUCCUCAAUGCCCUGUCGUCAACCCCCUCCACGGUGGCCGUGGGAAGAUGGAAGCCCCUCACCCACAUCUCUCCAAGCAGCCGGACAAGAGCAAGAAAGGCGAGUGGGAAGAGGAGGAUGACGGCUUGGACGAGGGAAGGAGGCAUCUGCAGCGAUGGGGUCAGCCCUUCUACAGCCCCUCUUCUUUGGGGUGAUGGGGACUCACUACCCCACAAGCGUGACCAACUGCGUGUGUGAGGACUUGCUCACCCAGCGGUGGACUGUUGCCCGAGCUAUGGCUGGGCCGAGUCUGGAGAUAACUUGGCACAGCCAAGCGUUCUUUUUGACCUUUUUUUGCUACUUUCUAUGUAUAGUUACCAAAAAAAAACAGAAUAGCAACUGAAAAGUGGCGAGGAGCCGUGUGCUAAUUGGAAUACAAUAAAGGACUCUCCUAUGCAUUGCUCCUGUC
Hypanus sabinus (Atlantic stingray) is the source of this 4748-nucleotide messenger RNA. Its product is annotated as glutamate receptor ionotropic, kainate 5-like. The record is from RefSeq and is a predicted model, not a curated record. The coding region runs from base 471 to 3503 and encodes 1010 amino acids. NCBI's taxonomy places the organism in Eukaryota, Metazoa, Chordata, Chondrichthyes, Myliobatiformes, Dasyatidae. Gene Ontology annotation, molecular function: kainate selective glutamate receptor activity; transmitter-gated monoatomic ion channel activity involved in regulation of postsynaptic membrane potential. Gene Ontology annotation, biological process: synaptic transmission, glutamatergic; monoatomic ion transport; modulation of chemical synaptic transmission. Gene Ontology annotation, cellular component: presynaptic membrane; plasma membrane; postsynaptic membrane. The transcript has 26 exons.